UCACGCUCGCACUACACACUCGGUGCUCCUGUGAAGGUAUCCGACUGCAACGCUACUACUAUUCACUACUUUAUGUUUUAUUAUACAUGUUCGACGAGGAAGUGUGCUCGUAGGUUAGCACUCUUAUCAGCUACUGAUAUAAACCUACUGACUGGUCACUAAUUAUUGCUAGCUGACAAGAUAAAUUGUAGGCUAAAUAAGCAUUAGAUGUACAUUAUACAUAACGUAUUAUUUCAAAAGCUUUCUUGACCAGGACCGAAGAAACUGAUUGACAUCAAAUAAAGCGCCUCGUCGGAAUGGAGGAAGCAGCCAGUCAUGGUGGAGAAACACAGGUGACGGAGAAAGUACCAGAGCUUGCUGUUGAUGGAAGGCGAGAUGGAGUUAGAAAAGGCACAGCUGGCAUUAAAACAGAUUUUCUAACCACUAAAGACAAAUUCCACGAGUUUCUUGACUCCAACGGGCAGCUCCCAAAAGAAAAAGAGGAGAAGAAGGAGAAUCUCCCCCACGACAGCGAUGAGCUCAAAGGCACUACGGAGGCAUCAGAGGAGGAACCGGCAGCCAAGAAGCCGAAGGUGGAGCAGCAGGAGGAGAACAAACUGACCUGGAAGCAGCAGGGAAAGAGGCAGCGAGGGCAGAACAAGUCCCGACCGCACGUGAAGCCGACCGCGUACGAGGACCAGCGUCUCUGUCAGUCCGUGGCGCAGGAAAACAGGAAGUGUCACUACGGCGACAAGUGCAAGUUCCUCCACGACGUGGCGGAGUACAUGGCGUCCAAGCCGGCGGACGUCGGCCCUUCCUGCUACCUGUACGAUACGUUCGGCGCCUGCUUCUACGGCGUGACGUGCCGCUUCGCCCUGGCGCACACCACGGCCGACUUCCAGAGCAUGCGGGACGAGGCGCGGGUCAAGGCCCAGGAGGGGCGCACGCCCGUCAGGAACAGCCUGGACAAGGACCUGCAGAUCCGCCUGAGGAAGCACCACGUGGCCUUCGACCGCUCGGCCGAGUACCUCCAGACCAUCGCCAAGGCCCAGGAGCCCGGCCCAAAGCAGCAGCAGCAGCAGGAGGAGAGGAACGGCAACCAGCCUGAAGCUCCAAGCUCUGACCAGACUCCAGCAGCAGAAGGAGCAAAUGAAGCUACAGCACCGGAUGUUGAAGCUGGCACAGAGAACAAGACGACGGUGAAGACGAUUGGCCCGCUGACAGACGCUGAUGUCAUCAAGUUGCGUCCAUGUGAAAAGAAGCAGGUGGAUUUUCAAGAUAAGCUCUACCUCGCUCCGCUCACUACAUGUGGAAACCUCCCGUUCCGCCGCGUGUGCAAGCGCUUCGGCGCCGACAUCACCUGCGGCGAGAUGGCCAUGUGCACCAACCUGCUGCAGGGCCAGCAGUCAGAGUGGGCGCUGCUCAAGAGACACGAGUCUGAGGACCUCUUCGGCGUGCAGAUAGAGGGCUGCUUCCCAGACACCAUGACCAGGUGCGCUGAGCUCAUCAACAACCACAUCGACGUGGACUUUGUGGACAUUAACUCCGGCUGUCCCAUCGACCUCGUCUACAAGAAGGGUGGAGGAUGUGGACUGAUGACUCGCACCAGAAAGUUUGAACAGAUAAUCAGAGGAAUGAACUACGUGCUCGACGUGCCGCUGACGGUGAAGAUCCGCACCGGCGUCCACGAGAAGUACAACGUGGCGCACAAGCUCAUCCCCGAGAUGAAGAAGUGGGGCGUGUCCAUGAUCACGCUUCACGGCCGCUCCAGGGAGCAGCGCUACACGAAGCUAGCGGACUGGGACUACAUAAACACCUGCUCCUCCCUGGCCUCACCUCUCCCUCUCUUCGGGAAUGGAGAUAUUCUGUCGUAUGACGACGCCAUGAAGGCAAGGGAAACGGGGGUGUCUGGCCUCAUGAUCGCAAGGGGGGCGCUGAUAAAGCCCUGGAUCUUCACGGAGAUCAAGGAGAGGCGGCACUGGGACAUCUCCUCGUCUGAGCGGUUGGACAACCUCCGGAACUUCUCCAACUAUGGCCUUGAGCACUGGGGCUCUGACACCCGCGGCCUGGAGAAGACACGCACCUUCAUGCUGGAGUGGCUCUCCUUCCUGUGCAGGUACGUCCCGGUGGGGCUCCUGGAGCGUGUUCCUCAGAGGAUCAACGACCGUCCUCCGUACUACAUGGGCCGGAACUACCUGGAGUCCCUGAUGGCCAGUCAGCAUGUGGGGGACUGGGUCAAGAUCAGUGAAAUGCUUCUUGGACCCGUGCCGAAGAAUUUCAACUUCCUGCCAAAACAUAAAGCGAACGCCUAUGAAAAGUGAUGGUCUCUCUGUCUCUGUUAUCUCUCUCUCCCUGCUUCUUUUGCUCUAUUUUGUUUGACCAUGGAGAUAAAAACAUAAUGUAUGAAGACUGUGUGUGUGUGUGUGUGUAUGCAAAUUUGGAAUGAUAAAAGAUGUUUAAUAUCUGGUUUGUUUUCUCUAAAUAAUAUGUAUGUGGCUGUGCAUAGAACAUAUCAAUAAAAAAGUAUGCUGUGUA
Molecule: messenger RNA, 2514 nt
Organism: Gadus morhua (Atlantic cod)
Lineage: Eukaryota; Metazoa; Chordata; Actinopteri; Gadiformes; Gadidae
Gene: dus3l
Product: dihydrouridine synthase 3-like (S. cerevisiae)
Exons: 16
Coding region: 297-2300 (667 amino acids)
Biological process (GO): tRNA processing
Molecular function (GO): tRNA dihydrouridine synthase activity; flavin adenine dinucleotide binding; RNA binding
Source: RefSeq, a predicted model, not a curated record